Messenger RNA from Anguilla rostrata (American eel), 2224 nucleotides. RefSeq lists its product as uncharacterized. The record is from RefSeq and is a predicted model, not a curated record. The coding region runs from base 476 to 1360 and encodes 294 amino acids. NCBI's taxonomy places the organism in Eukaryota, Metazoa, Chordata, Actinopteri, Anguilliformes, Anguillidae. The transcript is spliced from 6 exons.
UUUGACAUGGGGCAACUGAUCACUGACAGUGUCAUAUUGCAGAGGUACACACUUGUGCCCUGCUGUGUGUCAGUACGCUACAUUUGCUUUCUGUAAGCACUCUCGACUUGAAAUGAUAAACAGGAAAAGCGUCAGGCUAAACUGAAUUGUGGAACAGAGGGAGGGGGAUGAAGGGAAAUGCUUUCUCAGGUCUGCCUGUGUGUGCAAACACAGUGUUAGUAGACCAAGGAAGCCGUCACAGAUCAAAGAACCUGCAAUGGAAAAAAAAAAAAGGUUUCAUUGAAUAAACCAAAAUUUGAUCUCAGUUUGUUACAUCUAUGUUAAUCUUUAGGUUUUCUCAAUCGAAAAUGAUUAGAUUAAUUCAAAUGAACAGAUCAUUAAAGCGGACAGCGGUUUGACGUGUAUCUAGUAGGAGAGUGCCAUUGCACGUAAUGAGUACUAGGUAAGCAGACUUUAUCAACGGUUUAAUUUUAAUAUGCCAGCGCAAGUUCUGUCCCCGUUCCGCUUCAGUGCUGGGAUGGACGAGAGCGCUUACGAGACGUUUGAGGAUGAACUUGGGACGUCACUGCGAGAGGAACCCCCAGGCAAAUCUGUGAGGCAAAUUCGCAGAGCAGACAUGCAAGCCUCACGAAACAUAAAGGAGGAACCUCCAAGUCCCCAGAACAUCCCAAAACCGACCCAGAGGGAAAUAUCCAGGACCAUGUCCAUACGUCGGGCCCUGUCCAUCCAGAACCUGGCCCAGAUGGACAGUCCGUGGGAGGGCGUCACGCUGAACCGCUGCCUGUUCGUGGCCAUCACCAUCUUACUGAUCAGCUCCGGGCUCCAGAGGCUGCACGUGGCACUGAAGGCACUGAGGGCCGAGGAAGACGAAGGGGAGAGGGUGGAGGAAGACGGAGGGAGAGGGAUGAAGGACAGCCUGGCUCUGAGGCACGCUGGCCUGAAGCAGGACAGGACCCCUCCGCAGCCCGAGAGCUCUCUAUGGGACACCUUGUUUUGGUGGGUGCUGGAGGACGACGACGACGAGGAUGAGGAAGAAGAAAGCGCAGACACGAGGAAGACGGAGACGGGGAUGAAGGGCGUGCGUGGGGGGGCGGGGAGGGCCAAACACCGGGAGACACCGGGGAGCGCAGGGAGGAAGAGAGAGAAACGGAAGGAGAAGAGGGGGAGAGGGCGAGAGCCGGAGGAAGAGGAGGGAGUGAUGGGGAAGAGGAGGAAAGAGAAAAGAGAGACGGUGAAGCAGUGGGAGAAAGAGGAGGAAGAGGAGGAUGAGGAAGAAGAAGAGAGACCCAGGAAGAAGCCGAAAAAGAGCGGGAAGCAAGAGAAGCAGAAGGGGUCAGAGGUCACCAAGCUCACCGAAUAGAACGGUCCCGUACAAUGACACACGCUCAAGAGGAGGGAUUAGAGUAACAACCAACUGCCAUCAACGCAAGUAGCUAUCUACAAAAAAAAGUAAAUUCAGUGAGUAGAACCUCGUGUAUUCCCCCCACCCCUGAGGAAACCAUCCUCACUGAGGAAUCUGCGAGUCAGGUGGUCUGUCACAUGUCCGUCUUCGCUUAACUACGAGGUUCAAUUGUAAUGAUUAAAAAUAGAGAAAAAAAAAAAAGGAGUGCUUAGAUUGUACUGGAAUGAUUAGUCUGUAGGAAUUCACACAGAAUAUCAGAGGUACAAAAAUACACGUUCUGUCAGCAUGUAGCAACUUUCAAUACAAAAACAACCCAUUAAGAGACGCCAUACAAUCUGAGGCAUAAACCAACCAAUCCUGAAAAGCUUUAGUGGAAAAAUUACCCAAAAAUCCCCCCCUCUCUUCUCCUCCCCCCCACCCCCACCGCGCCCAUCGUUAUCUUAAGAUAAAAAGUAAUGGUGUCUUAUAAGCUGCUGUGUGCUGUACUUUUCCUGUUAUUGAAAUGUAAUUUAACAAUUGAGUGAUUUUGUGAAAACCCUGAAGUAGAACUGUAGCUUUAACAUUGGAUCGCUAGCUGUCACAGUGAAACAAAAUCUCGGCGCAUUUCAUUUCAUUCAUGGAGGCAAUUUUCCUCCCCUUUAGAACACACGCUUUGGUCAAGUUCCGGGAUUACUGAGCUCGCGUUGGAGAGAACGCGCCAGACCAGUCUGUGUGUGUUUGUGAAAAUGUCUGUAGAGGAUGUCUUUGACCUUUUACUUCCCAUUGCUCAAAUUCCAAAAGAUGUUUGAAUAAUAAAAUAAAAGCCCUUUAAAUUUAUAAGAA